AUGUCCACACCCCAGUACAACUCCAACACUAGACAUAACCCCAAGCCUAAACGUAACCACAACCCUUGCUUCAUGUCCACACCCCAGUACAACUCCAACACUAGACAUAACCCCAAGCCUAAACAUGCAGUUCUGCCACCUUCCACCCCAGAUGCAGCUCUGCCACCUUCCACCCCAGAUGCAGCUCUGCCACCUUCCACCCCAGAUGCAGCUCUGCCACCUUCCACCCCAGAUGCAGCUCUGCCACUUUCCUUCCCAGAUGCAGCUCUGCCACUUUCCACCCCAGAUGCAGCCCUGCCACUUUCCACCCCAGAUGCAGCUCUGCCACUUUCCACCCCAGAUGCAGCUCUGCCACCUUCCACCCCAGAUGCAGCUCUGCCACUUUCCACCCCAGAUGCAGCUCUGCCACUUUCCACCCCAGAUGCAGCUCUGCCACCUUCCACCCCAGAUGCAGCUCUGCCACUUUCCACCCCAGAUGCAGCUCUGUCACCUUCCACCCCAGAUGCAGCUCUGCCACUUUCCACCCCAGAUGCAGCUCUGCCACUUUCCACCCCAGAUGCAGCUCUGCCACCUUCCAGCCCAGAUGCAGCUCUGCCACUUUCCACCCCAGAUGCAGCUCUGCCACCUUCCACCCCAGAUGCAGCUCUGCCACCUUCCACCCCAGAUGCAGCUCUGCCACCUUCCACCCCAGAUGCAGCUCUGCCACUUUCCACCCCAGAUGCAGCUCUGCCACCUUCCACCCCAGAUGCAGCUCUGCCACUUUCCACCCCAGAUGCAGCUCUGCCACUUUCCACCCCAGAUGCAGCUCUGCCACUUUCCACCCGAUGCAGCUCUGCCACUUUCCACCCCAGAUGCAGCUCUCCACUUUCCACCCCAGAUGCAGCUCUGCCACUUUCCACCCCAGAUGCAGCUCUGCCACUUUCCACCCCAGAUGCAGCUCUGCCACUUUCCACCCCAGAUGCAGCUCUGCCACUUUCCACCCCAGAUGCAGCUCUGCCACUUUCCACCCCAGAUGCAGCUCUGCCACUUUCCACCCCAGAUGCAGCUCUGCCACUUUCCACCCCAGAGAGCUCUGCAGCUCUGCCACAGCUUCCACCCCAGAUGCAGCUCUGCCACUUUCCACCCCAGAUGCAGCUCUGCCACUUUCCACCCCAGAUGCAGCUCUGCCACUUUCCACCCCAGAUGCAGCUCUGCCACUUUCCACCCCAGAUGCAGCUCUGCCACUUUCCACCCCAGAUGCAGCUCUGCCACUUUCCACCCCAGAUUUGCCACUUUCCACCCCAGAUGCAGCUCUGCCACCUUCCACCCCAGAUGCAGCUCUGCCACUUUCCACCCCAGAUGCAGCUUCCACCCCAGAUGCAGCUCUGCCACCUUCCACCCCAGAUGCAGCUCUGCCACCUUCCACCCCAGAUGCAGCUCUGCCACUUUCCACCCCAGAUGCAGCUCUGCCACUUUCCACCCCAGAUGCAGCUCUGCCACCUUCCACCCCAGAUGCAGCUCUGCCACUUUCCACCCCAGAUGCAGCUCUGCCACUUUCCACCCCAGAUGCAGCUCUGCCACUUUCCACCCCAGAUGCAGCUCUGCCACUUUCCACCCCAGAUGCAGCUCUGCCACUUUCCACCCCAGAUGCGGAAGGCUGACAUCGACGGAUGCGAGAGAUUUCUAGCUUAA
This is a messenger RNA of Oncorhynchus gorbuscha (pink salmon), 1671 nucleotides long. RefSeq lists its product as uncharacterized. The record is from RefSeq and is a predicted model, not a curated record. The transcript has 2 exons. Lineage: Eukaryota; Metazoa; Chordata; Actinopteri; Salmoniformes; Salmonidae. The coding region runs from base 1 to 1671 and encodes 556 amino acids.